UUCCCUCUUUCCCUGCUCCUUUCCAGCUCUGCCCUGCCCCAUGUCUCCCUUCCACGAGUGCUGCCUGCCCGCGGGCCUGGCGUGCCCCGAGCCCUUCGCCGUGACCCGCAACGAGACCUGCGUCAUCAAGUACCCCGACACCGUGGUGGACAUCGUGGAGCCCGACUUUCCCCCCUACUCCGUCAUCUACCCCGGGCCCACGCUGACCACCUUCCCCCAGCAGACCCUGGUGGGCUCCACGGCCCUGCUGGACAUCAGGAACUUCCUGGGCUCCCAGGGAUUCCUUGGGUUUGGGGGCCAACCUAAACCUUGCCUGGAUAUCUGUGGAUAGACUGAAAAAGCAGAGCCGAGCAGUCAGACAGAGCCCGACUAAAGUUUAUGGAUAAUGGAUUGUAGAAGUGCCGAGCUCCCGAGGUUCCCAUGGAGUCCAUAAAUCCAGGGAUUCCUGGCACUAGACCUGCCUGAGGACUAGAAUUUCCAAACUGCGAAAAAACUGAAAUUUCUCUAUUUACCUCAUUCCAAAUUAGGACAAACCAAAGUCCACAAUUUUCCAAGAAACCAGAUUUUAAAAAUACAUAUAUCCUUUUUUUUUCUUUUUUUUUUCUUUUUUUUUUUUUUUUGGUUUGCUAAAAUCUGUGUGUCAAUAAAUUCGUUUUUAUGCCAACACGGAUGUUUUAUUAUUAAUUUCUCUAGAAAUAAAAAAUUACAAAAUCCACUCAAACAAUAUGACUGAAAAUCUUGGGUUCCAAAAUGAAAUUUUUCCCAAAUUCCUCUUCAUUUGCAAAUUUUGCUGAACCAGAAUUUAAAAAAAAAAAAAAAAGAAAGAAAGAAAGAAAUCAGCUCUACUUGGCAUUUCUGAAAAUUAGGAAUUUGUAGUUCCUUGCUGCGCUUUAUUUCUGCUUAGCCUCACCAUGUAACGCUCUCCCAGCUUCUUUUCCUGCCUUUGUCUCAUUUAAU
Messenger RNA from Zonotrichia albicollis (white-throated sparrow), 957 nucleotides. The record is from RefSeq and is a predicted model, not a curated record. Lineage: Eukaryota; Metazoa; Chordata; Aves; Passeriformes; Passerellidae.